GAUAUGAUUUAUUAUUUAGGGGCUAUGAUGGGAUUGGUACCCUAUUCUUUUUGAUGAUAUGGAAUAGAAUACUCUAAAAUUUUUAAAUCAUGUACUAAUGCAUUCUUGGACUUGAUAUUUGUAAGUAAAUGAAAUAGUCAAUUUUUUGCUACAGGUUUUAAUUUUACAUCAGUUGUUUUAAUGGAUACAGUAAAAAUACAUUUGGUCACUGUCUCUUUUGAUGUAGCUUCCUCUUCUUCUUUUAAAUGGAAUAACUUUUAAACAUUAUUGACCAUAUAUUACGUUGCUGACGUAUCUGCUUUCCAAACCGGCGAUGUCAUCACCUAUCAAACGUUAACUGGAAACCUGUAAAGUUAAAGGGUAAAAUCGGCAAGGAUGUUGUGUAAAAGUCUGACAUUACAUUAUGUUAAAAUCAAUAUUACUUACCUAAUUUAUACACAAUAUAUGACUAUUCAGCAAAUAAGCCCAAAGUUUAAUGCAUAUAUCUAUUCGAUUCCAGAAUAAAGAGGAAAUGUAAUCUCCAAGUUAAAAAUAUGUCAGUUUCAAUCCAAGAAGUGACAUAUAGGCAAAAUAUUGAAUUCGUGCAAACCGGUUCAAUUUUGUAAAACCCGUUUUAAAGAGACUGGUUUAUCAAUUAAUUCGGAUCCAAUAUAAACCAAAACCCUAAAACCUCGAUUGUCCGUUAACCGGUUAUUUCUCUCUUGCGCCUUCUUCUCUGUCUCAACUCUCACUUCACUUAACCAAAUGUAUCCUCCUAGGGUUUAGGGUUUAUGGUCGAGCAACUCAUUUGGGAGCGAACCCAAAUCAAGCCGAAGGCAAGUCGAUUGAAUGCGGUGGCCGAUCCCGACUGCGAUUUCGUCGACGGCUAAGGCGCUUCUUCACCGACACUCCCCGAAGAACGGUAUCAUCGCUCCUUCGUUUCGACUCUGCAAGUUUCGAGCUUUCUCUAGCGCUGUUGACUACCGAGAGAUACUGAGAACUGGGCUUCACGGUAUCAAGCCCGAUGAAGCUGUGGACUUGUUCGGUUACAUGGCUGAGUCUCGUCCCCUGCCUAACAUCAUCGAGUUCAACAAAGUACUGACUGCUAUCGCCAAGAUGAAGAGUUACGAAACUGUGAUCAGACUCUGGAGUAUUGUGGAGGAUGAUGAGGGUGUAGAGAUCUCGCCUGAUAUCUACACCUGCAACAUCUUAGUCAAGUGUUUUAUCCGCUGCUGUUGUCAUCCUUGUGUUGCUAUGUCUUUUCUUGGGAAGAUGAUGAAGCUUGGUGUUGAGCCGGAUGUGGUUACGGGCAGCUUGUUGGUUAAUGGGUUUUGCCAGAUCAAUAGAUUUGAUGAGGCUUUCUAUGUGGCUGAGCAGAUGAAGAAGAUGGGUGUUACCCUUAAUGUUGUAGUCUACACCAUACUCAUUGAUGGUCUAUGUAGGAAUAGGUUUUUGAAUGAAGCCAUUAAUGUUUUUGGCCUUAUGGAGAAGGAAGGAGUUGCUCCGAAUGUGUUUACCUACACGUCUCUCAUUAGUGGUCUUUGUAACGCAUGUAAGUUGAGUGAAGCCUCUCACGUACUUCGGCAGAUGAUCUCCAGGAAAAUUGAUCCGAAUGUAGUCACUUUCACUACACUAAUCAAUGCGUAUGUGAAAGCUGGGAAGUUUUCGGAAUUUUGGGAGCUGUACCAGGAGAUGAUCAAGAUGUCUAUAGAUCCUAAUGUUGUCACUUACACUUCAGUGAUCAAUGGGUUGUGCAUGCACAAUCAUGUGGACAGGGCCAAGAAAGCUUUUGAAGAUAUGCAAAGGAAUGGGUGUGCCCCAAAUGUAUUGACUUACUCUACUCUUGCAAAUGGACUUUUCAAGUCGAACAGGUUCAACGAAGGGAUUGAACUUUUAAAGGAGAUGUCUGACAGUGGAGUUGCUGAAAACACAGUCUCUCGCAACACCCUUAUCCAAGGGUGUAUUCAAGCAGGCAAAAUCAGUUCUGCGCAAGAAAUUUUUGAAAGGAUGCCUUCUGAUGGUCUGCCUCCCAAUAUUAGGAGCUACAACAUUGUGUUAGCUGGUCUAUUUGUUUAUGGAAAGGUAAAGAAAGCAUUGAGUACAUAUGAACUUAUGCAAAAGACUAGAAAUGAUCUUGAUAUUGUUACAUAUACUAUCAUGAUUCAUUGGAUGUGCAAGGAUGGUAAGGCGGAUGAAGCAUUUAAGUUGUUCUUCAGCCUCAGCAGUAAAGGAGUGGAGCCUGAUGAUAAAGCAUACACGGCAAUGAUCUCAGGGUUGAAGAAGAACGGCAUGCUGGCUAGAGCGCAUGCAUUGACCAGGGCUUACCAGAAAUACAAGCGGAACAGAGAAAGUAUAUAGGGGAUUUCUAAUGAGACACAUUUACGCACUCCUAGCUCCUUAAGGUAUCUCUGUCCAAGCUCCAUUCUAUGGUAUGCCUGCUCCUGGAAAGAGCAACACAUAUCUGUUACCGAAGCAAGUGUAUCAAUGAAGAGGCCAGAGAUUUGAAAAGGCAAGUUGGAGAAUGAGCUGAACAGAAUCCAGCAGGUUUUUCAAAUCCAUACGACAUUGGUUUUUGAGAACGUAAAGAAUCCUGAAGCAUUCGGUUUCCAAAGUGCAAAGGGAUGCCAGGAGUUGCGCUACUUGGCUGAUAGAAUCGAAGCAUUUCACAAACCGACUGUUUUACAUCAAAACAUUUCAAAGGGAUACUAGGAGUUGAGCUACUUGGCUGCUAAAUCAAGCCAUGCCACAAACUGACUGUUUUACACCAUACAUUCUUUCUUCUACUAACUAACUUUCAUUAUGUGUUGUUCUUACAAAUUUGUAGCUUGUACCAAUGAUCAGUCAGGUUGCUUGGUCUAAUUUUAACCAAGCUUCCAAAAUGUUGUAAAAGAACCAUUUUUAUCACUAUAUGUUUGUGAAAGUACUUAAGAUGA
Messenger RNA from Brassica rapa (field mustard), 2912 nucleotides. RefSeq names its product pentatricopeptide repeat-containing protein At4g26800. Gene Ontology annotation, molecular function: protein binding. Lineage: Eukaryota; Viridiplantae; Streptophyta; Magnoliopsida; Brassicales; Brassicaceae. The record is from RefSeq and is a predicted model, not a curated record.